Molecule: messenger RNA, 208 nt
Organism: Bipolaris sorokiniana ND90Pr
Lineage: Eukaryota; Fungi; Ascomycota; Dothideomycetes; Pleosporales; Pleosporaceae
Exons: 1
Source: RefSeq, a predicted model, not a curated record
AUCACGAAGAACCUUGGUCAAGCUCUAGAGCAAUCUCGAUAUUGCGAUAGGGAUUGUUUGCUGUGGAUUAAUGCUAUUUGCAUUAACCAAAAUCACAAAAUAGAACGUGGUCAGCAAGUACAACUGAUGGGAACCGUAUACGCCCGAGCUUCUUGUGUUCUUAUCUAGCUAGGUGCUGAGACACAUGACAGCGCGCAAGCAAUGCGCG